GCCAUAAUGGUACAUGCCAUUAGUGAGCACAUCUUGAGCAAGGAGGGGGUCUCUGCCUCGCCGAAGAGGCUACGUUAGAGCCACAUAAACACAUUCACAGAUGUGUCUCCAUGCGUUCUGACAGCUCGACUGAGCCGCGACCGCCACGCUGAAUGAAGACGGAGAAAUCAGGGGGAGAGACAGAGAACAACCACCAAGCAAAUUACCACACCAUUACUGCAGGGUCUUGCCAACGUCCCUCUCUCUCGAAUUGUGGGCUUGAGUGAGAGCGCGUCUGACAGGGGGGGAAGGAAAACGGGGGAGAUCUACCGGCAGAUUCGUCCCCAAGGCUCCUAAUUACAGCCAGCGUUUCCACUUUGAUUCAGAAGCCACAGCACAAAUCCAGGGAUGCUCUGACCAUAAACAAAGAAGAGGACGAAAAGAAAUCAAGAGAGCCACACAAAGACAAAGACAAAGAGUGAGAGAUGGAGGGAUUUUUUAAUGAAUGAAGCAUGCAGCAGCAUGUGAUGGAAAUAGCUGCGUCUACGUAAGCCGCCUGCUGAGGACGUGACUGCCCACGUGGUCUGGAUGCCAGCAGCUGCCUCUUGGAGCCCCUGACGGCCCCUGGCAAUCCGAGAAACACAUCCUCAUCCUCCGUUUCCACGCUCCCGACCCCCCCGCCCCAGUCCCGGAGGAUUAUCGAGUCUCAGGAUUACUGAAGUGUCCACUUUGGCCGCGGGAGAAAGGGCACACUAUUACUUGAUCUUGGGAGCGCAGCAUGGGAUGCUCUGUGUGCCAACAGCGCGGUGGAUGACCUCCAGCAUGCGGCCGUCACAGCUGGACCUCACGCUCGUGGCCAUCCGCCGUUUCUAACUAAGGGUAAUGACCAGGCAUAGAACCAACCCUGGAGAUGCCGAAGAGAAGAGAUAUUCUUGCCAUCGUGUUGAUUGUGUUACCAUGGACCCUCCUCAUCACUGUGUGGCACCAAAGUGCAAUUGCUCCCCUGCUUGCCAUCCGAAAGGUCUGUCACCAUCUAGUAAAAGAGAUCUUAAUCAUACCAGAGCGACUAACCAUCCACCGGCAACGGCUAGCAGAUGACGCGACGGAGACUAGACACGAGAAUGGGCCGGCAACAGACUCAAAAGAAUACUGCUCACAGGACAAGGACAUAGUAGAGGUGGUUCGUACAGAAUAUGUGUAUACAAGACCUCCACCCUGGUCUGACGUUUUACCCACCAUUCAUGUCAUCACCCCGACAUACAGCCGUCCUGUGCAGAAAGCAGAGUUAACGCGAUUGGCCAACACAUUCCUUCAUGUGCCCAACCUGCACUGGAUCCUGGUGGAGGACUCUCAGAGGAGAACCCCUCUGGUCACGAGGCUUCUGAGGGAAACCGGGCUGAACUACACACACCUCAAUGUGGAGACCCCACGGAACUACAAGCUGCGAGGGGACACGAGAGAUCCCAGGAUUCCACGUGGCACCAUGCAGAGGAAUCUGGCUCUGAGAUGGCUAAGGGAGACCUUCAAUUCCAACAGCAGCCAGGCGGGAAUCGUUUACUUCGCAGAUGAUGAUAAUACGUACAGCUUGGAGCUGUUUGAGGAGAUGCGGUCCACUCGUAAAGUAUCGGUGUGGCCAGUUGCGUUUGUUGGAGGUUUGCGGUACGAGUCCCCAAAGGUCAAUGCAGCAGGAAAAGUAUACGGCUGGAAAACAGUAUUCGACCCUCACCGUCCCUUUGCCAUCGAUAUGGCAGGGUUUGCCAUCAACCUGAGGCUUAUUCUUAUUAAGCCUCAGGCCUAUUUCAAGUUACGAGGGGUUAAGGGAGGCUACCAGGAGAGCAGCCUGCUCAGAGAGCUGGUCACACUCAAUGACCUGGAACCCAAAGCCGCCAACUGCACUAAGAUUCUUGUGUGGCACACGCGGACGGAAAAACCUGUCCUGGUGAACGAAGGCAAAAAAGGCUUCACAGACCCAAAUGUGGAGAUCUGACAUCUGCUUCGGCGUCGGUAAUGAAAAAGCAAUCUGUUCAGACUUUAUCGUCUCUGUCAAUGAGCAAAUACGGGGUCAAAGAAGGACACAAGACCAUGUGUUUACAUGCAUCUGGACGUGCUAAGUGACAGAAGUGUGGCUUAGCACAGAUGUACCGCUGAACAUUCUUUUACUUUGUGUUGCAGGGAUGUAUCCAGCAGGACCCGAAAGGGAAUGGCAGGCUGUAAUUACCCACUACUACAUUUUUCUGAACAGUUUGAAUGCUUUGUCCUGUAACCCACAACUAAACAAGCUCAACAAUAUGGACCUAUUAUUACCUGAUGUAAAGCACAGAAUAGUCUUUUUAAAGGCAAUACCAUCAGUAUUUUACAAGAACAAAACAAGAGCCAGAAAAGAAAUGUUGGUGUAUAUUGAUGAGGGGAACAUCUGUGACCUGAUAAAACUGCUCACUUCCAGGAUGAAUUUUAUAAACUCUACUUAAAAGAGCCCCCCCACAAAAGUACGUUACAGCAGUCUCAAAGUGCUGACGAAGAGCGUCAUCGAUUUAAGAUCGUCAUUGUCCCUACGCGUCUGACGGACUGACACUUAAACAUAAAGAAGGGAAUGUCUUCGUUUUGUUUUACACAAUGUGUAUUUUUAAGUUUUUUGUUGUUUACAAUGUUGUCUUGCUAGCACAGCACUACUGAUAUUUUGCCUCAACUCAAAUUCAGCGUUACUCUGCGGUAUUAAACCAGUUCUUUCAUAAACCAGGGGCUAGCUGCUAUACUGGAUUUAGCGAUUACCAAGUUGUAACAAGGUCCUCAUGGUUACGACCUUAAUGACAUGAAUAGCACUUGAAUUUGUUCCUUUGUGUCCAUUGUUCUUGUUAGGACAUGCGUUGUAAAUAUAACUUAAAGAUGAACAAUCAGAGACUUUAAAAUAAAGUGAUCUAGCAUUCAACAAAACAAGCAAUGUAACUACUGUAUUUGUACUUCAGUUAAACGUAAGAGUCCAUAGUUUUAGUUUAUUAUUAUAACAUCCAUAAUACUUCACAUGUCUUCACAGAGGUCUUACCAAAGGACACAGAGCUGAUGGGUAGGGUUUCGGAAAGUCAGUGUUCAGCAGAACUUGCCUCAGAAAGCAUUUAGAUGUAUUUGUAUGUCACACUGGAGCUUUGGGCUUUGCACAGAAGAUCUGUCUUGAGUUGUUGCUGAUUUAAUGAAGUAAAUACACAUGUGGUACAAAUGGUUUAGGCUAGUCUUGCAAGUUAGUCAUCUCAUUGUUUAAAAUUCAACUACAUGAAAGGAAAACCGGUCUAAUUUCAGUCCAAAAAGCAAAACUGAUUACGCCAAACUAACAGCUACAGUGGAUGGUCUUAAGACACAAAUGCAACAUAUUGUCAUGUAGCUGUGUUUAUGGAGCUAAUAUCCGCUUGCAUAACUGAGGAUUUACACGACAACAAUUUUGACCAAAAACAGGAAACUUUUUAUGCAUUGCCUCACUGACAUUUUUGGAACUGAUAACUCAAAAAUUUUAAUAAGCAAGGUUUUUUGAAAAUGGCGCCAUUGUCUUGUCCAUGAAAACAUCCAGCCUGAUCUCACAAGGAAACCUAAGUAUUUUACGUUAUAUUAGUUUAGGUGCUAAUUUGUUCGAGUUCAGUCGUACAAAAAUUUGUACAUUUUUAAAAAGAAGACGUAGCACCCAACCUCACCCUUAAACCCAACCGUCAUUGGGGGAUUAGCAAACCAUACGAAUUGUCCGAAUGAGUUCAUACGAAUUAGCCACUAAGGGUGUUUUCACACCUGCCUUAUUUGGUUCGGUUCGGUUGAAUCGCACUUGAGUUGGUGCAGUUUGUUUGGGCAGUUGUGGAUGUAUCAAUCACACUUGAGUGCGCAUCAAAAACGGAACAAAAAAUCGUACCGAGUCCACCUCUUCAAGGUUUUAAACGAACCCUAGAACAUACCUAAGCGCAAAAAGUACUGCACCUCUUUCGAUUAAUCCAGCUGCUGUAGUCAGAUGCGCUGUGCAUUAUGGGAUGUCGGGGAAAAAUAGUUGAUGAAAGCGCUUUACUCAACAUUUUAAACAGAGAGAUAGGGAAAAAUCUUACCUGAUGGAUAUGGUAAUAUUUCCAGAAGAUGAGCAUUUCACAGUUUAGCUAAAUUAAUUCAUGCCUUCUCCUGAAGUGACUUGCGAUAUGGCUUCGCCAUUUGCAAUGCAUUAAAACAUUGUUUUUCAGCCCCGCCUGGUUCUGAAAAUGUAUAGUUUGUCUAGAGUGAUGUAUACAAACUAUAUGGUAUACUAUGAGCAGGGAUCAGUCAGCGCAGUCUUCCCCCUAUAGUAAAAAACGACAUUUUGUGUCUGCCGGUAUGUUUACUUGUGGAAGUUCCAUUGGCAUUUUCCCGCACGUUAAUUCUGACCAAUCGAAAAGCAGUUUAGGAAAUACGUUCAACAACAUCUGGCCAAUGAGAAGUGUGGAUUUUGUCACAUGACUGCAUUUUGUUGUUAUUUUUUCAACUGGUUCGCACAAAAGCAAUCAGUCUGGUGUUAAAAACGGCAGAAAAAUGCUACAAUGUAUCAUUUGUUGUCCUUGGUCCAGAACAAAAUGAACUGAACCACAGAUGUGAAAACACCCUAAAUCAAAAAGUUACGAAUGGCUGUGAAGCGCAAACAAACAUACAUAAUAAUAGUAGUAUGUGGUUUUGUUGCUCAAGUGUUUUCUAACACUUCAUCAACAACGCGUGCAUUUACUUCACAUUAUAACCAAAAGUAGAGACACAUCUUAAAUACAUGGCAAAGACAUGAGCUACCAACAGCACAUCGUCACUUCCAUAUAGCCAGUGUUUACUAACAAGGUGACAAUGCUAAAUACUAGCCUGGUAUGUGCAAUACUGUGUUUUUGUGAAUAUAUGUCUAAGUGUGGAUCAUUUUGAAAACAUUGAACUUUUUCAAAACGCAUGAGAAAAAACUUUUCAGUUUUUGGCUACAAUGUUGUCGUGUAAGUGUAGCCUGGGUAUGUGUACAUUGAAGACACAUCACUAAAAUUGCAUCUGUAAAACAAUCUGACCUGAUUAGAAUUAGACAAAUUUUCUUUAUCUUUUCAAGCUGCCUUUUCACUGCCUACGACUUUGAUUAUGAACCCAAAGGCGUUCAUUUGCGAGGGUCUGAUCCUCUGUGAAUUCUGGUGCUGUGAGAAAUUGGGUCUCCAUUAGGAUCACAUUAGCUAAAAGCUUUUAAAUGGGUGCACUCUUUAGUGGAUGAUUACAAUUCCUGCAAAACUGUGUUAAUAAUAUAUGUUGUUUGAGCAAUGUUAUAAUGACCGAAGUCUGUUUUAGUUAGAUUAUUAUCAUAUCCUCCAAUCUAAACUGUCAUCUAGGUAGUUUGUCAUUUUUCUGAAAAGUUACCGAUAUGGGAGCGUUUACUAAAAUAGUGCCCUUACUGUAAGCAAGACAUUGAGCCCUUUCAUCUGAUUGGUAAAACACAUACAUUAUAGUAACACAACAACUGUGGAUUCAGUUCCAGAGAAGAUCCCUUAAAUAGAGCGUUCCAGAGCAUUUGCCUAAAUUUACAUGUUGUCAAUUGUAAAUAUGAAAAUUUGCAGGUAAUUGUCAAAAAUCCACACAUUGCAUUUCAACAAAACUGCAUUUUGAUCUUACGUAACGCAUGACAACACAAACAAAACAGAUCUGUCAUUAUUAUUAUGGCAACUAUGAGGGCACUGUCAAAUUUUAAAUGUAUCUGUAGUUACACUCACCCGCAUAGACCUCACUGCUAUCCGGGUCACGGCACCAAUUUAAUCAUUGACAUGGGAAGUGUACACACAAACAACGACACUAAAGGCUGCAACAUUUAGCAUGAUUUACUAAUGUGAAUCUUGAGUCCCGGAGGAUUCAGCUUUACUCAAAUAGCGUUUAUAUAAUUAUGAAUGCUGGUUUUAUUUUUCAAAUUUAGAUUUCUUUUUUCCAUGCUUUAAGGUAUUCAUUAAUCACAACAUCAUAAAUAUUUCUGCUGGAACAGAAACACAGUAGCUUCAGUAAACAAAUCCAUAGUUUAUUUUAACUUUCACUGGGGGGCAAAGUGACACGAGGUUGUAGACAGUUGAAAAGGUGACUUUAUGCCUAAAGUAUGAAUAGGUUCUUGUUCACUUGAUUGGUUAUGUGCUGUAAAUAUCAUCAAACAAGCAGUAUGAGCAUACUGUGUGCAUGCAGCAAAGUUUUUGUAAUUAUGUGUUACUCAGCUUGUAUGCGCCUAAUAUUUUAUUGGAUUUUUUUUAAAUUGGACAGCUUUUCAGUCCGAAAAAGAAACAAAACAACACCAAAGUACUUAAUAGUAAUUGAUGAUUGUUAGCAUAAAAAUCUUUAAUAUUCACAGAUUAAGACUUCUUUACUGAUAAAGUAGUCUGUAAAGAAAUGGUACAGACAUUGGACAGGUAUGAUUCUUUUUAGCAUACAGGAGUUAAGCGCCUGUGUCCCAGCACCCACACUUGCAAUCUUUGCACUUGUCAUAUUUCUGGCUAUCAGCCCAAGUCUUUAAGUAGGCAUGAGGACUGCAAUUGUGUUUAGAAUUUAUUUGUAAGUCAAUGAGGUUAAUGUGGCCUUAGCUACCAUUAAAAAAAAUCUUUUAGUGAGAAAGCAAUCCAACACAACCAAUGAAUUACCCAGGCUUUAUCAGAGAGCAUAAUGAGCUAUUAUAAUUGUUAUGUGAAAAGCAGCAGUGUUUGUUGUGCUAAUGCCCCUCAUAAUGAAUUGUGGGUUAACCUGGAGCAAAAACAAAUGGCAAUGCUCAAAUUUGGUUGAACAUGUUUUAGAACAACUCCCUAAAACAGAUGCAAAUUCUGACAGAGACUUAAUUAAGUCAUACUCAAAUUGAUUAAGUAUGUAAUGUCAACUACAAAGACAGCCACGAUUAAGUUGUUGCUCAUGCAUCUUGACGCAUGACUGAUAAAAGCAAAAUCUGGAACAUAAAAUAGGCAUAUUUUGAUCUAUAAAAAGACAGUUUACACAUAUUGAAACAUUUUUUGUUCUAUUUGGAAAUGUCUUUUAAAAGCAAAUGCUACAGAUUUACACAUUUAGAUGUUUCAGUUGUUCGUAUUUUAAAUAACCUUAACUGUUAAAUUGCUUAUUUAGUAUUUAUGUAACAGACAAGACCAUUUUCAGUGAUCUAAUUACUAGUGAUCAGCUAAGACCCAUUGUUUUGGUGUUCUUUCUUACUAAGACAACUGAAAAUGAACACAUGGUCACUCAAUGAGGAGUAGCUGGUGUUUUGUGGCUGUUCAGUUUCAUUUGGCCGCAUGAGAAUUUACAUUAUGAAAGCAAUUCAACCAAAUGCUUUUUCAGCUACCUGUAAUUGGUUGAAAGUGGACAUGCUCUAAACAUUUUAGCCUUGUUUACACUUAUUUAGCAUCAUCCACUUGUGAUCAGACUGAUGAAAACACAUUUUAAUGCCUGGUGCAAAUAGUGCCUUUUAUAAUUGUCAGACCGGGGCAGUUAUGUACAUGUAUUACAUUGUACUUGUUGUGUGCAAUCCUCUUAGCCAAGACUGCAAGUGUGGAUGUUGGGAAAGUCAAAAUGUCUGGCUGUACACAUAUGCUAACUAUUUGCAUCAAAACUGAAGUAUACUUUGGUUUAUGAUUUUAAAUCUGGUUUAAAUUGAUUUUAAAAAAUGUUAAAAAGAGCAACAGUUCAUUGCAGCCAUAUGAAGCAGCUCAACAUACCAUAAACACUUAAUGCAAAAACGCAUAUACUUCACCUAACCCUGAGCACAAAAAGUAAACAAACAAGCUAGCCCUCUUGCUGUUUAUCUGGAAAACAUAUUUACGGGUAGAUGUUUUGCUGCAUUACUUGUAGCUAUAUAUAAGAGCUGUUAUGAAACAUGAUGAAGCACAAAUAGUCUGACCUUAGAUCAGUUCAUGGGAAAUGGAAGUUCUCUGCUACUACUUUAUCAUUGGCAUUUUACUGUCACUUUGCUUAUGUAUCAUCAAAAGUUUUGAAAGCCUUAAGCCGGGUUCAGACUGCACAAUAUUUUGUCCUGUUGGAAUAGUCAGAUUAUGCGAUUUUGACUCUUAAAUAGUUGUUGUUCCAUGGCAUGUCUCAUGUAACAUGUUGCUUUAUGAAUAAUCAUCGAUUAUCACUUUUAAGGGAAGGUGAAACUAGUGACCGACUUCUAGAAACAAGGGUUACAAACAAUGGCUACUGAAGCCAUACAUUCACUCAGAAAAUAAUCUAUGUAGCUUGUUAAAAUUACCAAUUGAGCUGAGGCAAUAUAAUUCUUAAGAUUUCUUUGGGACAACUUAAUUCUUUUAUGUUCAAUCCACUUAAAUUUAUAACAACUAAUAAGUUAUCUUAAGUCCUUCAUGUUGUCCCAACACAAAUCAAUUGUGUGGAACCCAGCAUUUUCUACAGUGUUGGUUAUGUCGCAAAUAAUUUAUUUAUAUGCAUAUUUAAGCACCGCUCUACAGCUAUUUUAUAAUAUAAAUAGUGUUUCUUUUAUUCUAAAUGCACCUUAAAUACCCUAAUGAUGUUAUUAUUCAAAGGAUGAAAAGAAGUGUGGAAUGUUGAACACUUCAUGAACUCAAUCUCAAUUUAAAAAUAUCAAUAUUGUCUUUGUAAGUUACUGAGAAUGGAAAAUGUUCUUAGUACAUCCUUAUAAUGUGGAUGGAAUGUUCUAAUUGUUUUAAAUAAUGUUCUUAGAACUUUAAUAAAACACAAGGCAUAUCAUUGUGAACAUGUUUUGAAUAUUGUUUUAACAAAAAAAAAAAAAAAACAUGUACAUCAUCUUAAAGCCAGGACAUUUUUAAGGUUCUAAGAAUUAUCAUAAAGUAAUGUUAUAUAGCAUUAAGGAAACAUUUAAGAAACUAAAAUUGGCUGGGUCUAGAUUGGUGUUACGGCCCAAAAUCCAAAAAAUGGCUCUAUUAAUGAAAUCAGGAUUUGAGCCGAACAUAUGAAAGACACAGAUGCUUGAAUAUGACAAAUUGACGUCCCCGUCAAAAUAUUUUUUAGUCUCAUUAAAAAAACCUUACAAAUAAAAGUAUUUAAUAAAAAAUAUUAACAAAUAACUGUAGACAGGUAGAGCAGCUAAACAAAGCAGUUCCCUGACUCUUGUCGUUCUUCUAGGAGAUUUCUUACCUAACUCCCAUGAAGAAAAAAAACAA
Messenger RNA from Danio rerio (zebrafish), 9092 nucleotides. The record is from RefSeq and is a predicted model, not a curated record. Lineage: Eukaryota; Metazoa; Chordata; Actinopteri; Cypriniformes; Danionidae.